AUGUCGGAUGGCGGUGAGUACCUGGAAAUCCGAGAUAAUCGUUCGAGAAUUCAGGAAACAUGUCGGAUGGCGAUGAGUACGUCGAUUUCCGAGAUAAUCGUCCAAGAAGAGGGUUCGAAGCGAAUCCUGACUUUGAAUCGACCAAAAGCUUUGAAUGCUCUCAAUCUUAGUAUGGUACGAGAGAUCUACCCACGGUUCAAAAAAUGGGAAGACGGUGGAGAUGUAAGUAUGAUCAUCCUCAAAGGUUCCGGUGAGAAGGCAUUCUGUGCAGGCGGAGAUGUCUUAGCUGUAACCAGGUCUGCUAAAGAAGCUGCUAGUGGUGGAACUUCGACUACCCACAAGGAUUUCUUCAGGGAAGAGUACCGAUUGAACCAUCUUAUAGGAAGUCUAUCGAAAACCUUCGUCGCUUUCAUUGACGGAAUAGUCAUGGGAGGGGAUAAUCUCGGUUUAUACCUUGCUCUCACCGGUUACCGACUUCAUGGUGCUGACUGUUACCAUGCCGGCCUAGCAACUCAUUACGUUACGUCGUCGAGAUUGAAAGAUUUACAAAAUAAACUGCUAACAAUGGAGAGGGUCACUUACAACGAAGUUGACGGGGUAAUCCGUGAGUUUCAGCCUUCAAAUAUACCGACCUUCAGCUUAGAGGAGCAUCUUCCUGUAAUCAAGAAGACCUUCUAUGCAAGAUCUGUCGAGGAAAUAUUUGAAAAUCUUCGCGUUGAAAAUUCUGAAUGGUCAAAACAGCAGUUAAAGACGCUCUCAAAAAUGAGCCCGACUUCACUGAAAGUCACUUUUAAACAGCUUGAAAAUGGAGCGAAGAUGAAAUUCGGCGAGGUCAAAACAGACCAAAUUGCUGAAAAGUGCACAGAAGGAAGAAUGAAAUAUGAAAACCCAGCAAAUGACGCUGAAUCAAUAUGCGUUAUGGUAUCUGGGUCGACACGAGUCACAUAUGACUCAUUCUUUUCGCAGCGCAAAGGUAGGCGUCGCUUCAUUGCGGCCGUGAACAAGAACUAUGCGUCAUCGCAAGUGUGCCAGCACACCAUUCGAAUAGAUUAUGAUUUGUUUAAGGUUUUCACGAUGGAAUAUCGUCUGGCUCAACGUUUUUUGAAGGAUCAUGACUUCUAUGAAGGUUGUCGAGCAAUUCUAAUAGACAAGGAUCGCAAUCCGAAGUGGAUUCCGGAAAGACUAGAGGACGUAACAGAUGCCGUUGUGGAACGAUAUUUCGAUCCCCUAGGACAGGAGGACUUGAUAUUUGAUGGUUAA
Messenger RNA from Angiostrongylus costaricensis, 1260 nucleotides. The record is from the annotation of a GenBank genome assembly. Lineage: Eukaryota; Metazoa; Nematoda; Chromadorea; Rhabditida; Metastrongylidae.